Messenger RNA from Metarhizium brunneum ARSEF 3297, 570 nucleotides. It is a transcript of the gene chyA, whose product is annotated as Nonribosomal peptide synthase chyA. NCBI's taxonomy places the organism in Eukaryota, Fungi, Ascomycota, Sordariomycetes, Hypocreales, Clavicipitaceae. Gene Ontology annotation, cellular component: cytoplasm. Gene Ontology annotation, molecular function: phosphopantetheine binding. Gene Ontology annotation, biological process: secondary metabolite biosynthetic process; amino acid activation for nonribosomal peptide biosynthetic process. The record is from RefSeq and is a predicted model, not a curated record.
AUGGAGAUCAACUUUGUCGAUCUGACGCCGACGGUUGCCAACUUGUUAGAGCCAGCCGCGAUGCCCGGGUUUACUGGUCACUCUUGCAGGCGAGAUAGCAAGCCGAGCCUUUAUAGACAAGUGGGCUUGUCGCGAGCCGCCCCUGGAGGUAUUUGUCAACAGUUAUGGCCCAACAGAAGCGCUAUUAGCUUUGCCGUCGGGCCCAUCAGCCCGGAAAGGCCAGUUGGAAACGUGGGAAAGCGUCUAGGCGGCUACUUGUGGAUUGUUGACCAAGAGGAUUGCAGGCAUCUGAUGCCGAUAGGCUGCGUCGGGGAACUCGUUGUUUCCGGACCGACGCUGGCCAGAGGGUAUCUCAACGACGCGGCGAAGACAAAUGCUUCCUUCAUCAGACAUUUCAAUUGGAUUGCCAAGGAAAAGGGCAAUAUCCUGUACAAAACAGGAGACCUGGCGCGGUUUAAUUUUGACGGCAACGUGGAGAUGGUGGGCAGAAAGGACUACGGGCAAAUCAAGCUCAACAGACUGCGGAUUAAGCUCGGAGAGUUUGAAAACGCGAUUGAAUCUUGCCCUUGA